AUGAUGGAAAAAAAAGACACUUCAUCCAACAAUAUACAACCACCAGCAACACACAGUGGGGCGAUGACCACAAUUUGGGAGUCAUGGUGGAGUCGAUUGAUGAGAACCAAACCAUCCAUAACUGGUACUGAUGUCUCUCUAGAAGGUUCACUAAUAAGUCCUAGUACUCCCUCAGAGCAUACCACCAAUGUAUGCUUAACGACUUUGGAGCUACCUUACCCAUUUAUUUAUCUGUAUUCUAUUCUAUCGCAAGUUAUUAGCAUGUGUGUGUGUGUGUGUGUGUGUGUGUGUGAGAGAGAGAGAGAGAGAGAGAGAGAACCUUCUCUUAGGGUCUACAACCCCACCAGGGAACUAACUCCCUCUAUAAUAUGCAUUAACUUUUUUUUCCUCAACAAUAUGCAAUAA
This is a messenger RNA of Ilex paraguariensis (yerba mate), 405 nucleotides long. The record is from the annotation of a GenBank genome assembly. Lineage: Eukaryota; Viridiplantae; Streptophyta; Magnoliopsida; Aquifoliales; Aquifoliaceae.